AAACAUCCCAGGGAACACCCUCCAUGGGACCAUAGCCUUAUUGGUAGAAGCUGAAGGAUUUGCCUUUACGUGACCGGGAGCUGAUGAUUGUGGGUAUCAUUGCCACUCUGUCCCGAUUAUGUCUUAAGAAAUGCUCUUCAGCAUUGGCAGACUAGUCUUGGAGGAGAGAAGUGGACUCAAUCGAACACCACUUUUCGUGACAAAACAGGCCUCCGUUCUCUCCCACUUCUCUGUGUUGCGUGUUUGAAAGUUUUCAACAGCAGUAACAACAGGGAACAAUCAUACAAUCAUGGUUGGGGACAGAUCUGAAAGGAUUUUGAAUAUAUGAAUUGAUCCAUGGAAAUUUUGACUUACUAUAUUACCGAUUUCAUAUCUAAGAGAGGGAUUUUUUGGGGAUUGACUAUUAUCAAUCCAAAUGUUGGAGUAAAUAUAAGUUAAUGUGAUGUUAGGAAAGAAAAAAGACAUGAUAACUCGUUCGAAUCUCGCAGAACAGCUGAGGGACUAUCAGAUUCGAUCCCAGCACAAAUGGGCUUCUCUAACUUUCUUCUCUGCAACAGCCCAAAUAACAUCCGGUGAGGCUGCCAAAGCUGGCUUAUGGGGGCUGCUCUUUUUUGCAUUGAUAAUUUUUUCUUUUAUUUCAUUAUACUUAAGAUACACAUGGCUUGGCUUCAGUUUUGUAUGUCUUGCAAUUCUUUUACCAAUAUGCUUAAAAAUUGUAAGGCAAACUAAACUUGCAAAGAAAAGGCAGCGAAGAAUGUUGCUACCUUUAUCCAUGUAAAUCACGGUGUACUGUUGCUAAAAUUUAGAUCAUUAUAGAGGGUCUAUUGCUUCUAUGCCUUUAAAAAGUGAGAUGUAGGUCAUGGGAUCCAAUGCUGGUAACAGGUUAGUAAAUGUGGAGACAAACACGGCUAAUAGUAAAUAUGUGCCACAUUAGCUGCCAAAGCUUUUUGUGUCAUUUUUGUUACAAAAGUCAUUUUUGAGAUGCUUAUUUGCAUUUGAGCCAGAAUGUAUGGAAUUUUACUAUGCAGUACAGUAUUUAAAUUUUAAAGAUCUUGGUACUGUAGAUUCACUAUGGGCUUAAUUUUUUAA
Cryptomeria japonica (Japanese cedar) is the source of this 1089-nucleotide messenger RNA. RefSeq lists its product as uncharacterized. The coding region runs from base 443 to 778 and encodes 111 amino acids. NCBI's taxonomy places the organism in Eukaryota, Viridiplantae, Streptophyta, Pinopsida, Cupressales, Cupressaceae. The record is from RefSeq and is a predicted model, not a curated record. The transcript is spliced from 2 exons.